GUCCGAAAUUGGAAAACCACGUCGCAGUCUGUGAUGUGUAUGAGAGCGAAAACUACAAAAACCUGUUUCCUCUUCGCUUAGUUCACGAUGUGUUGCCUAUUGUCAUCUUGCUAUGAGCUUCAACAUGCUUUUGAUCGGACUUUCUUUGCUUGGUCUCAUUACCGGAUCCCUCACAGCUGCAUCCAAGGCUGCGAACUUCGAUCUCCCCUCUGCCAUAUUCAGAGAGCACGGCUGCGGCGAGGAAUGCGAGCAGCUCUUUAACCUUGCCGAAAAGCAAGACCGGCAGCUCUUCAGUUCUGACUUCGAUUUUGAUUUCUAUGCGACAGCUCCAGAUUUCAUAGGUUCUCAUCCUGGAGAUCUCUUGAAAUUCGAGUCGGUCAAUCCAAACAAUCUAAAAAUUAGCUCGGGAAUCACUAUCUAUCGUUUUCAAUAUACAUCCCGCGCACUGAACGGCACUUUUGUUCCGGCCACUGGCUUUAUUGGGCUUCCCAAUAAUUCUUCCCGCUCUGAUGAAAAGCACCCUGCCAUUGCCUUUGCCCACGGCACCAGCGGUGUGUUUCGAGGGUGCCCGCCAUCUACAACACCAACCCUAGCUGACUAUUCUAGCUGGAGUCUUCUGGUCAAUAGUGGAUAUGCUGUUGUUGCUCCAGACUACGCUGGACUCGGGAACGACUAUAUCGAACACCAGUAUCUAAGCUUCCCCGCCCACGUAAAUGACCUAUACUACGGCAUGGUCGCAGCUCGACAAGCACUCCCCGAUUCCUUCACCGAUGAAUGGAUGUCUGUCGGGCAUUCCCAGGGCGGAGGCGCAUCUUGGAAGCUUUCCGAAAGCCCGCUGCACCACAGGGGAGGUGCAGGAACCUACUUGGGCAGCGUGGCCAUCGCACCGGCAACAAAGAUAUAUGACAUAGCUGUUGCUACCAUGGAUAUUCUUUUUCAGCGCCUGGACUAUGCUUCGUACGAUAUCAUAUACGAGUUGGCCUGGUUGCCAAUUGCCCUGAAGCGAGCCUUUCCCCGUGCGAGUAUAUCGUUUAUUGCUCAAGAAAUGCAGGAAAGGGUCACUCUCGCUACAGAAGCCCAAUCUUGCAUGUCUGGCAUCUUGUCAUUAGCACACGGCUUGAAACCCAAGGAAUUGAUUACUGAUCCAGCGUGGGUGAAGCAUAACAGGUUUCUGAAAAGAUGGCAGGAUUGGGUUGCUCCAGCAAAUGGAGCAAAGGCCAUGGGGCCUCUAAUGAUUAUCCAAGGGUUGAACGAUACUGCCGUCCUGCCUGAAAUCACCAUCGAUUCGUAUGAUGAUACAUGCCGCCAUGGUAAUGAAGCGCAUAUCAGGCUGUACGAGGGCGCGAGCCAUGUCGACGUAUUCCACACAAGCGCUCCUGAGUGGCUUGAAUUUAUCAGAAAUCAGUUUGCUCAGGAAAAGGGUGACUUCCGUGGUGCGUGCAGCAGCGCCACAAGAGACGCGGUGACUGAUCACUAGGAGGGCUAAAUUAAAAUCGUUGCCAGUCAAUUUGCAAUUUUUGGCUUCCUUUGUAUGGGAUAGUCCCCAGCCAUUAUUAUACCAUUUCUAUAUUUCUUUAAUUCAAAUCCCUAUUCGAUGACU
This is a messenger RNA of Aspergillus ruber CBS 135680, 1600 nucleotides long. Its product is annotated as alpha/beta hydrolase family protein. The coding region runs from base 125 to 1477 and encodes 450 amino acids. Lineage: Eukaryota; Fungi; Ascomycota; Eurotiomycetes; Eurotiales; Aspergillaceae. The record is from RefSeq and is a predicted model, not a curated record. Gene Ontology annotation, biological process: lipid catabolic process. Gene Ontology annotation, molecular function: triacylglycerol lipase activity. The transcript has a single exon.